Messenger RNA from Polistes canadensis, 981 nucleotides. Its product is annotated as glyoxylate reductase/hydroxypyruvate reductase-like. Gene Ontology annotation, cellular component: cytosol. The coding region runs from base 1 to 981 and encodes 326 amino acids. The transcript is spliced from 4 exons. Lineage: Eukaryota; Metazoa; Arthropoda; Insecta; Hymenoptera; Vespidae. The record is from RefSeq and is a predicted model, not a curated record. Gene Ontology annotation, molecular function: hydroxypyruvate reductase (NADH) activity; glyoxylate reductase (NADPH) activity; hydroxypyruvate reductase [NAD(P)H] activity.
AUGGCGAAUAAACCUAAAGUUUUGAUUACACGACCGGAUAUUCCUGGUAAAGGAUUAAAUCUUCUACACGAAAAAUGUGACGUUGUUUCAUGGAACAAACAAACACCUAUUCCUCGUUCAGAAUUAUUAUCAAAGGUACCUGGAGUAUCCGCUAUAUUUUGUACGUUAACUGAUAAAAUAGAUGAAGAAAUAUUGAAUACGGCAGGAGAACAAUUACAAGUAGUCGCUACGAUGUCGGUUGGCACAGACCAUUUAGAUUUAAAAGCGUUAAAAAAUAGAAAUAUUAAAGUUGGAUAUACGCCAAACAUAUUAACCAAUGCUACAGCAGAAUUGAUUGUAGGAUUGCUUCUAACAACUUCAAGGAGAUUAUUGGAAGCAAAUAAAGCAGUCCAUAGCGGUGAAUGGAAAGCUUGGGCACCAACAUGGAUGUGUGGUACAGGAUUAGCGAAUUCCACUGUUGGUAUCGUUGGACUUGGUCGUAUUGGGUGUAAAGUAGCCGAAUGUUUAAAACCUUUCGGUGUAUCUAAAAUUUUAUAUAUGAGUAGAACUGUCAAACAAGAAGCUUCUAAAUUUAAUGGAGAAAAAGUAGAAUUAGAUAAAUUAUUAGCAGAAAGCGACUUCGUUAUAGUAACUGUAGCUUUAACGUCAGACACCAAAGAAUUAUUUAAUACUCAAACGUUUGAAAAAAUGAAAAGAUCUGCUAUAUUUAUCAAUGCCAGUCGUGGAGAAGUCGUUAAUCAAAAAUCUUUAAUAGAAGCUUUAAAAAAUGGUACGAUUAAAGCUGCUGGUUUGGACGUCACAACACCCGAGCCACUUCCAUUCGAUAAUGAACUUCUAAAAUUAGUUAACUGUGUGGUUUUACCUCACAUUGGAAGUGCUACUAUUGAAACGAGAGAAGAGAUGGCUAAAAUAACAGCUGAAAAUAUUUUAGCUGUUUUGAGAGGCGCAACCGAUGAAAUGCCAGCACCACUUAAUUUAUAA